Messenger RNA from Hirsutella rhossiliensis, 507 nucleotides. Its product is annotated as transposase-like protein. The transcript has a single exon. NCBI's taxonomy places the organism in Eukaryota, Fungi, Ascomycota, Sordariomycetes, Hypocreales, Ophiocordycipitaceae. The coding region runs from base 1 to 507 and encodes 168 amino acids. The record is from RefSeq and is a predicted model, not a curated record.
AUGGCAGAAGCCAUCAUGGAGUUCAUACGAGAAUAUGGAAUAGCGACAAAAGUUGGAUACUUUAUGAUGGAUAAUGCCACCAACAUGAAUACCAUGAUCGACAAAGUCUCCGACGACUUGGAGCACGAGUUCGAAGUUUUCUACGAUCCUCUUCCUCACCGACUUCGCUGUUUCGGCCACAUCAUUAACCUGGCCGUGAUGGAGUUCCUCAUAGGAAAGCGACCACCCACAGCAGAUUCCUACCACGGACCGUCCGACGACGAAGUUAAGCAAUGGAGAAAGCGAGGGGCGAUAGGCAAAUUGCAUAAUAUCGUGGUCUACAUCACCUGGACUCCCAGCGACUUCAGACAUUCACUGGUCUCACUGACGGUCUACGGCUACGGCGCGACAAUGACACUCGUUGGAAUUCGUGGCAUAGCAUGGUUGAGUGGGCCCUUAGAACAAAAGUCCGUCAAGGCAUCACCAUAUUUUGUGCUCAAGAGCCUGCCCUGCAAGACGAUGCUCUGA